Molecule: messenger RNA, 300 nt
Organism: Penicillium lagena
Lineage: Eukaryota; Fungi; Ascomycota; Eurotiomycetes; Eurotiales; Aspergillaceae
Exons: 1
Coding region: 1-300 (99 amino acids)
Source: RefSeq, a predicted model, not a curated record
AUGUUGCGCUCAACCCUAAGUAAUUCACCACUGAGCGCGGCCAAAAGAACCGAUAUCCAUGGCUCGGUCCUGCCGGAGGACACUUCCCCAACGCGGAGAUGGCCAUGGGGGUGGAGCGAUGUGGGCCACAUCGCGAACUGGACGCCAAUGAGUGCAAGCAUCAACAAGCAACGCGAAGCCCUGGCCGAAGCAUCCGGGAAGCGAUCACCGCCAGGCCAGCCUAUCACGGCGUGGGACUUGGGCCAUCACGUCAUUCUCAUCGGUGUAAACAACGCGAGUCGAGUAACUCGACAGGCCUGA